Messenger RNA from Branchiostoma belcheri (Belcher's lancelet), 1522 nucleotides. Its product is annotated as pyroglutamylated RFamide peptide receptor-like. Gene Ontology annotation, biological process: G protein-coupled receptor signaling pathway. Gene Ontology annotation, cellular component: membrane. Gene Ontology annotation, molecular function: neuropeptide Y receptor activity; peptide binding. The transcript has 3 exons. The record is from RefSeq and is a predicted model, not a curated record. Lineage: Eukaryota; Metazoa; Chordata; Leptocardii; Amphioxiformes; Branchiostomatidae. Bases 128 to 1522 code for a protein of 464 amino acids.
UUUCUCUAAGAACUUUUAAGCUCUUUUGAACCAAGGCACGGGAGUUGUACUCAGUCUCAACCCACAAACUCUUAGAUUGAAACUAAUCCAUAGCUUGAUUGAUAGGGGACAAAAAUCGCCAUCAAACAUGACAACGACUGGAUACCAUUUCGACGAGAGGUUCAUCCUUCAUGUAGCGUCGCUUUUUAACAGAAGUGUGGAACAGGUGGAGAGGGAUCUCCUGUCGCGGUUCAACCUGACCUGGCAGCCGAAGAUCAAGAGCCUCCCUCCAUCCUUCACCGUCUCCGUCUGUUCUCUCUACGCCAUCAUUUUCGUCAUGUCCCUGAUAGGGAACAGUAUGGUUAUCUAUGCCGUCGCGAGUAACAGAAAAAUGCGGUCCAUAACGAAUGUGUUCCUGGUGUCGCUUGCCGUGAGCGAUCUGCUCAUCACGGUGGUGAGUAUGCCGUGGAACGUGCUGCACGCCCUGGACGACCACGCCUGGACGUACGGGGACUUCAUGUGCCGCGUGCCGCAGUUCGUACAAGUGGUCUCCGUCACGGCGAGCCUGAUGACGUUGACGUGCAUCGCCGUGGACAGGUACAUCGCCAUUCUGCACCCUCUCAACUCCGGCGUGCGAUUCUCCAUCCUGCGGGUGUCCGUGACGCUUCUCUGCGUCUGGGUGUUCGCCAUCACGUUCGGCAUCCCCCUGCUCGUCUUCAUCGACGUCGUCACGCGACGCAAGCGGACGCCCAUCCCGAACCCUCUCGGCAUAGACAUCUUCAAGCACAUCUACUACCAGCACGAGUGGAAGGUCUGCACCGAAGCCUGGCCCAACCCGAACGGCCAUUUCGUCUACUCGGUCUGCCUACUGAUCGUGCUGUACACGAUGCCCCUGCUUGUGAUGACUUGCCUGUACGGUCGUGUCGCACACUAUCUCUGGGUGCGGCAGCCCAUCGGGGACAACUUGGCGCAGCCCCGGAACGCCGUAGCCUGGGAGCAGUCCCGCAAGACCAGGCGAGUCAUCCGCAUGCUGGUUUCCAUCAUCGGGUCCUUCGCUAUCUGCUGGGGGCCGUUCUUCGUCAUACAGGUGGUGAAGACGGCGUACAUCCCCACCGUGUUCAUUCAGCUCCUGGCCCACGCCAACUGCGCCAUCAACCCCGUCAUCUACGCGCUUCUGAGCGAGAAGUUCCGCGACAACCUGCGCUGCUGCUCCGCCUGCGUCAAACUCCGACAGCGCCGCAGCCGCAUGAGCCUGCUCAACACCGGCAACACCGAGGAAGUCGACAUGCGGACGCGCUCGUCUUCCAUCAACGCGAAGCAGGCGACCUGGGGCCGGCAGGGGACGUCGUCCCAGCCGCAGACGGCCAACCCUAACCUCAGCGACAUCCACGUGUCGACGUUCUCGACAGGCGACGUCCCGCCCGUCAUCGAGUCGUUUCGGUCCAGCUACCCGAAGCUGCCGGCUAUUCAGCCCGGGCACAUGCCUGUGUACAUCGGGCCCCAUACAGGCAUGGUUAAAGAGAUAAACGACACGCCAGCUUAA